Molecule: messenger RNA, 1906 nt
Organism: Erigeron canadensis
Lineage: Eukaryota; Viridiplantae; Streptophyta; Magnoliopsida; Asterales; Asteraceae
Product: DUF21 domain-containing protein At1g47330
Exons: 12
Coding region: 314-1660 (448 amino acids)
Biological process (GO): magnesium ion homeostasis
Cellular component (GO): intracellular membrane-bounded organelle
Source: RefSeq, a predicted model, not a curated record
GAGGAUUUUAUAAUUUUCCAUAAAAAUAAAAAAGUGUUUCACAAGGUAAAUGUAAAAGUUGUUCCUUGCGGGCGCAAUCAUAAAAUGCAUCGAAAAGAACGAGGUGACGGUGGUGUAUCCUCCAAAUAUUCUUGUUGAAGUUUGUUUGCUUGUCUGUCUGUCUUUCUUUCUUGUUUCUCCAACUGAAGGAAGGAGGGAGGGCUUUCUUUCUCCACUAUUCCACUAACAACUUUUCAUUUCAUUUACUAAGAAGCCCAAUUGGGAUUGGGGAUUAGGAUAAUAUAUACUCGUAUAUAUAGAGAGGAAAGGUGGAAUGGGGGAAGUGAAGUGCUGUGAGACGGAAUUUGUGCUGUAUUUGAUGGUGAUCGUGGGGCUAGUGGUGUUUGCAGGUCUGAUGGCAGGUCUAACCCUUGGACUCAUGUCUUUAGGCCUUGUUGACCUUGAGGUCCUUAUGCAGUCUGGUCGCCCUAAAGAUCGCAUCCAUGCCUCUAAAAUAUUCCCGGUGGUAAAGAAUCAACAUUUAUUGCUUUGUACACUCUUAAUUGGCAAUGCUUUAGCAAUGGAGUCCCUUCCGAUUUUUCUGGAUAAACUUGUUCCUCCAUGGGCUGCAGUUCUGAUAUCUGUGACACUGAUCCUGAUGUUUGGUGAGAUAUUGCCACAAGCAAUCUGUACGCGUUAUGGUUUGACUGUUGGGGCAACGGUGGCACCUUUUGUCCGUCUCCUCUUAUGGUUGUUCUUCCCUAUUGCUUACCCUAUCAGCAAGGUAUUAGAUUGGAUGUUGGGCAAGGGACACGCUGCCCUUCUGCGGAGAGCAGAGUUAAAAACUUUUGUGGAUUUUCACGGCAAUGAGGCCGGGAAAGGAGGAGACUUGACUCAUGACGAAACAACUAUCAUCGCUGGAGCGCUUGAGCUGACUGAAAAGACAGCAAAGGAUGCCAUGACCCCUAUAUCGAAGGCAUUUUCACUUGACCUGGAUGGAACUCUUACGUUGGAUACCUUAAAUGCAAUUAUGACCAUGGGUCACAGCAGAAUUCCCGUUUAUUAUGGAGACCGCACAAAUAUAAUUGGAAUUAUCCUGGUUAAGAAUCUCUUAGCAGUUGACCCGGAUGAUGCAGUUCCUCUCAGAAAGAUGUUACUAAGGAAAGUUCCAAGGGUUACAGACAACAUGCCUCUUUAUGAUAUCUUAAAUGAAUUCCAGAAAGGGCACAGUCAUAUCGCUGUAGUGUACAAAGAUCUGAACAAGAAAUUGGACACACUGAAAAAGCCCAAGGAGGCAGACAAAACUCAUAGUGUGGCAAACAAAUCAACUUCACAUGAUGUUGAUAGUGAUUUAAAGAGUGAUGGAGAUCAGCAGGCAAAGAGAAGUCCACCUUCAACUCCUGCUUUCAAGAAGAGGCAUAGAGGUUGCUCCUUCUGCAUAUUGGAUUUGGACAACAAUCCCAUUCCCAAAUACCCAUCAAACGAAAUCGUUGUUGGGGUUAUUACCAUGGAAGACGUUAUCGAAGAACUUCUUCAGGAGGAAAUAUUGGAUGAAACCGACGAGUAUGUAAACAUCCAUAACAGAAUAAGGAUCAACAUGAACGCGUCACAGGAGAAUCUUCUUGAUCCUCACGAUUCCCCAAUCCCAUUACUUGCUGGUUCAGAUACUACAGCAAAAUAACAAGGUCCUGUACUCCUGAAGCUUCACAUACAACUGCUAUGAUGCCUUUAGUUCGGUGGGCUUUCUUGUAGGUAAAUCUUCUACUGAAUGUAGCAAUCCAUACUUUAUGUAGUAAGAGUUCUGAAUGCCUAUCCUUCUUUUAUAUAAAUUUCAGUUCGUAUAACAAAUAUGGUGUAUUAUAUAAGAAUAGAUGUCUAUUAUAAUGUAAAUCAUUGAAUUCUUUUCAAAGGCAGAGAUUUUCUCCAA